This is a messenger RNA of Coturnix japonica (Japanese quail), 1286 nucleotides long. RefSeq lists its product as uncharacterized. The record is from RefSeq and is a predicted model, not a curated record. Lineage: Eukaryota; Metazoa; Chordata; Aves; Galliformes; Phasianidae.
CAGAUGCCUGAUCUGCAUCUCCAGGGGGUGGUGUAAGGAUGUGCUUGGCUCAGAUCCCAGCAUGCUGAAUGCCAUAAGACUCGCACUGCAUGACUGGCCGUGCUUUGGCUCUUGCCUCCUCACAUUCCUGGUGGUGUGGACUGCCCUGUGUUGUAUCAGCUUCUCUGAAAAAUGUUACCAGCAGGUCUCUGUGAGGAGCCAGCACAGGGCAGGGUGCACGAACACACAGAAAUCAGGUGGCAAGGUGAACACAAACCUAAGUAAGCUUGGUCUGCUCUACCUGGAUGGCAUGCCACUGUGCCAGUUCUUGUGUUAUAACCCUAAGUGCAAGCACUGCUACCAGGCCAUCAGGAAGAGGCUAUUACGGAACAAUGACAAAUGGGCCAGAAUGAGGGCCUCCUACAAUCUGCACUCCUCUUCAUCUUCAAACUCCAUCACCUCCUGCAGGGAUGUGAACACAGACAGUUCAUCCCAUUCCUCGGCCAGGAGGAAUUCGGCCACCCAAACUUACCUAACCUCUUUUGAACUCUCAUGUCAGCCAGAGACAAAGUUAAGAAAACAGAGGAAACUUCAUCUCAAGCACACAACAAUAAACCAAAAAAUACUGGCAAUUCUGGGACCAGAUGGCACAAUCACCUUUGAUCCUGGACUUCUCAGCCAGGCCAGCCAACUUACUGAUACAGAUCCCGUGCAGCCAAUGAGUGAUGUUUGCCACAAGACCAGAUCACUCCCUGUUACGGUUUCCACUUCUAAUAAGCGUGGCAAUCUUCCCCCUGGCAUGGAUUCUCAUUGUGUGUCAAGGCUAGAACAAGAACUGGACUUCUGGAAGCUUCUGAAAAUGCAUAUGCUGAGGAAGUCCAUAGAGACCAAGCUGAGGGCCUUCCCCACCAUUGUGCAGCAGUCACACAGGAUGUACACACAGAGGAUAGCAGUCCGCACAGCUCGCACACCACACCACUCCAGCACUGCCCCCAUUUUCUUCUGUUCACUGGAGGCUCUGUUCCUGAAGGAAGAAGUGCAGGAGGCCCUGGAGCUCCACAUCCGUGAGAAGAAACUGCACCACAAGUGGGGCUUGCCUGGGAGCUUGCUGACAAAGCCUCAGGUACAGCAAGCAUCCCCAUGACUGCAGUAUGCAGCACUCCACAUCCAUUCCCACUUUUGGCGUCUGGGUCUGAGUACUUGGUAAGGUGUCCGAUAGAAACCAACUCCUGCUGCCUGCAGUGUUAAAGUAGAGGCUUCCCUGACUUUUCCUAUUCCUAUUAAAAAUAUUAAAGUCAUUCUUCUCA